AUGCAAACAAUCAGCAUGUCCUCAUACUUCGACGUCCUCUCCUGGACCCGCGCACGCAAAAACCGCGAGGCGCUUGAGAAGACAAACCCUCAGAACCCCGUCCUCAAUGACGACGAUGAAGAAUUUUUGCAGAGGAUAACCAGCCAGGAAGCUCCAGCACCUCCACUGCCCACCAUCGAGCCUACAGUUAUUGAUGAUGCGGGCAAUGAGAAGGAGGCUGAUGUGACGCAAAAGGAAGCUGCUGAGAUGAUUUUGCCGGGCAGUCCUGGUGAGGGAAAAGAAAAGAGGUCGUGGGCAAGUUAUAUUCCGAGUGUUGGGGUGCCGAGUGUGUCGGCGAUUCCUGCUAUUCCUUCGUUGGCCUCGCUGAGGGGGAAGAAGGGAGAUGCUAAGGUGGAGGGAAAGGAGGCAGAGAAGGCUGAGGACAGCGAGGUCAAGACAGAGGGUGUGACGGAAGAAAAGGAUGCAUCUGUUGAGGAGCCUGCUGAAGCGCCUGCGCAAAACGACGAGAUCGACUCAGCAGACAAGGUUGAGGAAUCGGCUGAGGUUACCCAGGAGACCGUCCAGGAGACCAAGGACGAGUUCACCAACGACUCGAGAACGUAUGCAGAAGCUGCAACUGGCAAGGAGCCUGAAGAUGCAACCCAAGAAGACACCACGUCGAAGUCUGAGGUUGAACCAAAAGAGGACGCUGAUCCAAAGGAGGAGGCCGGUUCAAAGGACGAGACCAGCGACAGCAAGGAUCAAACCACAGACACCCAAGACACCAAACCAGCCGAACCCACCCAACGCACCUGGGCCUCCUACAUCCCCGCCGUCCCAACCUUCGGCCGCAACACAAAAGCCCAAGAAGCAGCCGAAGCAGCAGCCGCCUCCCAAACCCCCGAAGCCAAAGAACAAGACGAGCGCGAAGUCUCCGUCCUACUCGACCGCCUCAACCUCUCCGCCAUAAACAACCGCGUCUUCAGUUUCAGCGACCAAUCUCAACGCCUCUACUCCGAAUUCACCUUGAUCCUCAAGGACAUUGUUAACGGCGCACCCACAGCAUGGGACGACCUAGAAACCCUGCUCAAAGAAAAUGAAAAACACCUCGAGCAGAUGUUUAAGAAUAUGCCUCCAUUCGUACAGACGUUGGUCAAGAGUCUACCCUCAAAGUUUGCUACCUCCAUGGGACCAGAAAUCUUGGCAAUGGCUGGAGAUAAACCCGGCAAUGACUUGAAGAAACAAAUGGAAGCAGCCAGCAACGUCGCAUCUUCAUCUUCUUCAGCUGCUCAAAACCUGCCCAACCUCGACCUCAAGAGAAAGCAAAAGAGAAAAGUGCCAAACAUCAAAGACCUCGCUUCCCAAAAAGGCACCGUCACCACUAUGUUGACCAACAUUGUCAACUUCCUCAAAGUCAGGUUUCCGGCGUUUGUUACAGGAACAAAUGUGGUGAUGAGUUUGGCUGUGUUUAAAAAACANGUCCUCCUCUUCGUCUUCUGGUACUGCCACAAACGCGGCAAAGAAGUCCGUAUGCUCAAGGAAUCAGAAUCCGCAGGACAAUCCGCCAAUGUUUCUGAGAUUGAAGCUUCGUCCUCGGAAGAUGAAGAUGAGAAAACAGAAGACAAAAAGGAAACAGAAUCAGAAACAGUAGAUGAGAAACAGGAAACAGCACAAGUGGAAGCAGAGUCGGAUACCGAAGACGUCAAAGUCGCUAAUGCGAGGGAAUACGCAGCUGCUAUGCGCAGAGCAACGGUAGGAGGACCUGAUAACGCUGCUGCUUUGCGGGCAAAGAAGAUUUUGGAGUCCUGA
Messenger RNA from Aureobasidium vineae, 1788 nucleotides. The record is from the annotation of a GenBank genome assembly. Lineage: Eukaryota; Fungi; Ascomycota; Dothideomycetes; Dothideales; Saccotheciaceae.